AUGUCGUCCAAAGUUCAGAGGAUUAUGGUCCAGCCGAUCAACCUGAUCUUCAGGUAUCUGCAGCAGAGAUCGACUGUCCAGAUUUGGUUGUACGAGCAGUUGGACACCCGCAUCGAAGGCCAGAUCAUUGGAUUCGACGAGUUCAUGAACUUGGUCCUGGACGGCGCUUUCGAGGUUGAUGUCAAGAAGGGCACGAGAAAGGAGAUUGGUCGCAUUUUACUCAAGGGAGACAACAUCACAUUAAUCCAGUCGGUAUCGGCGCCGGAAUCCUAA
Messenger RNA from Linnemannia hyalina, 273 nucleotides. NCBI's taxonomy places the organism in Eukaryota, Fungi, Mortierellomycota, Mortierellomycetes, Mortierellales, Mortierellaceae. The record is from the annotation of a GenBank genome assembly.